This is a messenger RNA of Clarias gariepinus (North African catfish), 4685 nucleotides long. It is a transcript of the gene slc17a6b, whose product is annotated as solute carrier family 17 member 6b. Gene Ontology annotation, cellular component: excitatory synapse; synaptic vesicle membrane. The transcript has 12 exons. The record is from RefSeq and is a predicted model, not a curated record. Lineage: Eukaryota; Metazoa; Chordata; Actinopteri; Siluriformes; Clariidae. Gene Ontology annotation, biological process: monoatomic anion transport; synaptic transmission, glutamatergic; neurotransmitter loading into synaptic vesicle. Gene Ontology annotation, molecular function: L-glutamate transmembrane transporter activity; neurotransmitter transmembrane transporter activity. Bases 514 to 2271 code for a protein of 585 amino acids.
GCAUAAGCGACGGGCAGCACGCGCCGUAUCGCUGACCUUGGUGCUGAAAGCGGUUUCCGUGCACCAGAUAAGAUAAACUUCCAUCUCAGUCCUUUAUUUGAUCGCUCAUUGUAUUUGUUGUUUGUGUACAUUUCCGUUUGGUCAGAUUCGUUUUUUUUUCACCAAACUUUUUUUUUCUCAGUCUUAUAAAAAGCAGGAGUCUGGUUUAACGUGAACAUCAGAUGUAUUGGCUCGCACCGAGAUGGCAGUGAAAACGCUCACGGUGCGUAAGAAGAACGAAUUCAUCAUUUCGAACAGACACAGCCACUCCACUUCUGAUUCCUCCAUAUAGGUGUUUUUCUUUUCUUUUUUCAAGUGUCGCGCUUGAGGACCGACGUCGUGUUUCUUUAGCUGUCUGCCCGACUUCAUCAGAGAUCUGCUAAGGGUCUGUCCGGUAUGUCCGACCAGCUCGUGCGUGAUAUGAUACUUUAACACAAACGAGAAAGAGAAAACGAGGGAUUAUCAUAUUUGGACAUGGAUACUCCGAAGGAGCCUGGUUUCGCGCCCAGCAAAGAGGCUUUCAAGCAGCUGGCAGGAAAGACGUUGGGUCAUAUGUACAAGGUGUUGGAAAAAAGACAAAAACCUGGGGAAAAUAUUGAACUAACGGAGGAUGGCCGACCGGCACAGCCAGCUGAAAGGAAGGCGCCCUUAUGUGACUGCACGUGCUUCGGCCUCCCGCGCCGCUACAUCAUCGCCAUCAUGAGCGGCCUCGGCUUUUGCAUCUCUUUCGGGAUUCGGUGCAAUCUGGGCGUGGCUAUCGUGAGCAUGGUGAACAACAGCACCAUUCACCAGAACGGCAAAAUCAUCAUCAAAGAGAAAGCCAAGUUUAACUGGGACCCAGAGACAGUGGGAAUGAUCCACGGUUCCUUUUUCUGGGGUUAUAUAGUGACCCAGAUCCCAGGAGGGUACAUAUCAUCGCGAUUAGCAGCCAACAGAGUGUUUGGGGCGGCCAUCGUUCUCACAUCCACCCUCAACAUGUUCAUCCCGUCAGCUGCGCGCGUGCACUACGGCUGCGUCAUUUUCGUCAGGAUAUUACAAGGGCUCGUGGAGGGAGUGACCUAUCCAGCAUGCCAUGGGAUUUGGAGUAAAUGGGCUCCACCUCUGGAGAGAAGUCGCUUGGCCACCACUUCCUUCUGUGGAUCCUAUGCUGGUGCAGUUGUAGCUAUGCCUCUGGCUGGGAUCCUGGUGCAGUACACUGGUUGGUCCUCUGUCUUCUAUGUCUAUGGGAGUUUUGGUCUUGUCUGGUAUGUCUUCUGGAUCUUGGUGUCAUAUGAAAGUCCUGCUGAGCAUCCUACAAUCACGGAUGAGGAACGCUGCUAUAUCGAGGAAAGCAUCGGAGAGAGUGCUAAGCUGCUGGGACCUGCUGAUAAAUUCAAGACACCCUGGAGGAAGUUCUUCACCUCAAUGCCUGUCUAUGCAAUCAUCGUGGCUAACUUCUGCAGAAGCUGGACCUUCUACCUGCUGCUUAUCAGCCAGCCAGCAUACUUUGAGGAAGUGUUUGGUUUUGAGAUCAGCAAGGUUGGCAUGCUUUCAGCCCUUCCUCAUCUGGUGAUGACCAUUAUUGUGCCAAUCGGAGGGCAGAUAGCAGAUUUCCUGCGCGCUAAAAACCUCAUGUCUACCACGAAUGUCAGAAAGAUUAUGAAUUGUGGAGGCUUUGGUAUGGAGGCUACUCUGCUGCUAAUAGUAGGAUACUCUCACAGUAAAGGCAUGGCCAUCUCAUUCCUAGUGCUAGCUGUGGGCUUCAGUGGAUUUGCUAUAUCAGGCUUCAAUGUAAAUCACUUAGACAUCGCGCCACGUUAUGCCAGUAUUCUAAUGGGCAUCUCAAAUGGAGUGGGGACCCUGUCUGGCAUGGUGUGCCCUCUGAUUGUUGGUGCUAUGACCAAAAAUAAGACAAGAGAAGAGUGGCAAUAUGUGUUCCUCAUUGCCUCACUAGUACAUUACGGCGGUGUGAUCUUUUAUGGCCUUUUUGCAUCGGGUGAGAAACAACCAUGGGCUGAUCCAGAGCAAACCAGCGAAGAGAAAUGUGGCUUCAUCGAUGAGGAUGAGCUGGCUGAAGAGACCGGAGACAUCACACAAAGCUACGGAGCUCUGGGCGCCCCGGCUAAGACCUAUGGAGCCACCUCACAGAUGAAUGGAGGAUGGCCUGAUGGAUGGGAGAAAAGAGAAGAAUAUGUACAAGAGGGAGCAGAAGAAGGAGGAUAUGGAUACAGGCAGGGCAGGGAGUACUCUUAGACAACACACACAGCCACACAGACAAAGCACAUAAAUACAAUCAAUGCACACAUCCACAUGGUAGAUGUAUUUUCUAGUGAUUGUGAGUUCUAAAAAAAAUGCUAAAUUAAUGAGAAAGAUGUAAAAUAAUACACAUUGUUGUAUGUUUGCACAAAGGAAAUUAAUAAAAUAUAAAAUAAGACAAGCUUUUAAAUAGAUAAAAUAUAUACAUACAGUAUAUAUAUAUAAAUAAAUAUAUAUAAAACUAAAAUUAUAGAAAGAUGUAAUACAUAUCAAAUUGGCAGAUUGUAACUGUAAAUUGUCUAUGUAAAAAAAAAAGAAAAAUAAGUGAAUAUAUUUCGAGUGCAAUCUUGUGUAAUGUUGUGAAAAUAAUAUUUGCACCUCAACAUUCUAUAGAAUUAGUUUAGUUGCAGGUGUUGAGAACCACCACACCUCAUAACGGCUCAAAUAAGAAAUGCACACAGAGCCAAACCAGCGACAGAAAACCCUGUACCCUGAACAAAUAUACUGGUUUUUCUGUUUCCUUUGCUGAUUGCACUUCGAAAAAUCAUACUGUGCCACUGCACAAAACCAUGAGCCUGUUUUUUCCAUGAUGUGUUAUUCUUUCAUUGUAGAUGGAGUUUUUUUGUGAGACUUUAGAGGAUUUGGGUCUUUGACACUGUAUUUAAGAGCACAGCUAUAAAGAAAAAGAAAAAAAAAACACAGAGGUGUAAAAAUAAAUGUGUUGUCUUAGCCUGGAUUGGGAUUUUCAGACGUUUUAAGGCUGAGAUAAUGAUUUAAAGCAUUUAUGGCUUAGCAGAAUAUUUUGUGUAUUACCAAGGUUUGUCAAGCGGAAGCAACACUGCUAAUCAGAAAAGAAGAAUUUAUGAUGUAGUUAGCUAUAAUGGCAUUGUCUAUUGGCUAGUUUUAUAUUAAGUGAUAGCACAGCCAUCCACUGCCAGGAGAGCGUAAGAGCACAAUUGGUUAUGAUUUUAUUGCAUAAGAAUUAGUUUAGCUAAAUUUUAAGCAAUAUUAGCCAUAUACUGGUUGCAUAUAAAAAUAUGCCAAGACUUGAGUUUCCUUAAAGCUUCUUAGCACAAUGAUCCUUGGUAUAUGGUCGAGUGACUAUCACACUGUACAUGGCUUUGCUAGUUAAUUGAAGUGAGUGGUCUCCUCCAAGCACAUAUAGCUGGGCUAUGGUGUUGCACAUCCUACAGUCUCGCGUCUUUGCUCUCAGAUGUCUGCUUCCAUUUUAUGGUGAUUCUCAGAUGGGGGAUUAGUGAUAAAUAUUGGCCAACCAAGAAAAAAUAAUAAAGCACAGAGUGGAUAAAAGAAAAGCACAGAGUGUCCAAAAGACCCAAUCCUUGAGUCCCUUCUGAUUUUUGGAAUCCCAGAGUUAACACCAUGCCAUCUUGAUGUCCGUGAAUUGUAGUUAUGCAUGGAUGAGAACACUGUUUCUAGCUGUACAUCUUUUAAAACAACUCCUUUUCUGCUUUAAGUUACUGAUGGGUUAAUUUCUUUGCACAGGUUAACCAAAGGUAAUGUGUAGAGUUGGGUUUUAACCGUGUCGGGUUUAAUGGGUGGGGGGAAAUCCCGUAAAGAUUUAAAAACAGCUACCUGCUUUUAAAAACAGCCAGAGUAGGUUUUAAGCAUAUUCAAUGUACAAAGCAAUAAAUCCAUGGUAACAGUUAAUGUUUAUCCAGUAUGAACAAAAAAAGAAAAAAUAUGUAUGUAACUCAUUAGCACAUUUAACUGUAGUGACUUUUGAUUCGAGUUGUGUUUUUGUGAUGACAAUUAAAAAAAAAAAAAAGAUCAAAUAUAAAGUUAUUGUUAAACCAUGUAUAAAAGAUAUAAAUAGAUUUAGCAGGAGUCCAGUGCAAAACUCUUUGACUCUUUUAUAAGUAUAAAGAGUGUUUGUGCUGGACCCACUCACCAGAAGAGAAUGAUUCUUACGUGCCACCUACAGCUAGUUCCUGAGUGAAACUCUCGCUACGGUUCUCAGUCCCGUAGGUGGACACACCUCUGUAGUUGUCCUGUGUGGUUGCCAGUGGUUGCAUUUUUGCAAGUAUGUUGUUGUCAGAUGUUCCCCUUCCUCCCUUCCCAAUCCCCCCCUGCCUUUAUUUGACUUCCCUCUUGUUUUUGGUCUGUGUUUUGUCAGUGGCUUGAGACCUUCUCCUCUUAUCUACUUACUUCCUCUCGUAAAAACCCACUACUGCUGCAAUAUUCAACAACGAAAGGGGUUGUUUGUAAAGGUAUUCAGAAAUGCACAAAUAUUACAGUUAUUAGCAAAGACAUUAUGGUACCAUAUUCCUGUUUUGUGCCUAAGAGUAAAGUGUGGCUUCGUUUGCUGUGUUACCUGUAAAUUAAGAGGUUUGUUGAUGUCAAAAUGAAAUGCUCUAUAUAUCCUUUUUAUAUAAAACUAUAACAAAAUUUUA